CCUGUGAAAGGAGGGAGGAUCAGGAGCCAUCCUUUUUCUUUGUUGGUGUUUCUAUGUCCUCGGUGGUGGUUUUUGUGGGAUGGAGGGUUUUGGGAGGCUCGGGGAGACCUUCGCCGGUUGCCAGAAGCACAUGUCAGAACCGAAGUGCUUCACCGGGCUCCGAGGUCGAUGACGCGGGCGUCCCGCUGUCGAUUGGCCACGAUGCAGCCAUGUGCGUCGAAGAAGUGACGAGGUCCGGUGGAUGGCGGCGAUUUGUCGGAGUUCAGCCCAAAUCGCGAGGGGCUUGACAUUCCGCAGUGUCGAGGAGCCCGGCAGCCCGCCAAGCUUCCGAGCUUGCUCCUGGCAAUCAGGGAAGAUCGGGCCCCGUGAAAAGGGAGCCUGGGUUCGGGCAUGACCUAAGAACUCGGCACCGAGGGUGGCGUCAAAUCGAAGAUGUGGCGGAGGGGCGGGUGGAAGGCCCCCCCCCCCUCCAGCGUGCGCUCGAGCGAGCUGGAGCGGGAUGUUUUUUUUUCCCCUAACAGGUCCCCUACAACGCAGGGAGCAGCGCCUUGGCUGGAUGCUUGCAGAGGAGUGGACCACGCAGGGGGUUGCCCGUGGCAUAGAGGCAGGUGCGCACGGGUCCUGUGUUGCGAGCGUCGAGGGUGAUCGCGGUGGGGUCCCGGCAGUUCGCGGGCGGGUCCAGCAACCUGUGCAGCGGAGAGAGAGAGAGAGAGAGGUCGCGUUGGGUCGGAAGGUAAACCUCCGGGCAGUCGCACGAGGGAUCAGGAGAGCCUCGGCCCCCGGCGCCGAUGACGCACUCGCGGGCGGGCCCGGCGUCGGCGUCGGCGUCGAGGAGGCCGGUGUUCGAGGGGCGCGCGGCCUCCCGUGCGAUCGAGGCCUCCCCGGCAGCGGUGGCCGCCUGAUUGUGGCUUGCCUGCGCCGGCGCUGUGGAUUGAGCGCGGGCUCGAGUCGUUUUCAGUGGGAACGAGGGCCCUUGGCGGCGCCUCGGUUCUUGUACUGGCGCCGGUGGGUCGCGCCGGCCGCGGCUUCGGGCGCGCCGGCGCCGCGCCCUUGCUCCGGGUGGUCGCCCGAGGCCGCCUUGGCAUUGUUGGGCUUUGAGGGUGGAGGCGGGCUCGGGCCCAGGGUAGCGAAGUGGCAUCUCUUCGGGAACGGGCAGUCGAGGCACUUCAGGAAAGGGGCACGAUCUGGGAUGAUGCCCAGGAAGUCGCCUAUGGGCGGGAUCUCGCCCUUUAACUUGCACGAAGGCACGCGGAAGGGGGAUUGCUUGGUGAAGUCCGGCGGCUGGGAAGAUUGCCCCCGGGUCGGAAGGGUUGUUUUGGCCAGGAGCGUCUGCCAGAACAGUUCAUGCGGCGGGCAGAAGCGGACCUUGGCGCACAGGGUCGCCGCGGCGCAUGCAAGAUCCAGGCUGGACAUCGAAAACUCCCAGCAAGUCAUGGAAAUGGCCGACAGCAUGUUGACGUCCCACAGGGUUGACAAAGUUGCAGAUGUUCUCGUAGAAGUCGUCCUGGUACAUGUGCGGGAAUAGGCCAAUGCUUCUGACCACCGGAGAGGGGAGCGUCUUGAGGAACCCAUUUACCGUCACCGGCUGCCAACAGGUGGCGCAGAUGGCCAUUCGAAUCUGCAUGAUUGAGCGGAUGUGAGACGUGGUGUCCGGGUGUUGGGGGAACGCCGGGCGGGUAUCUUCCUUGCUCGCGACAAAGGCACCCCGCAGGAGCUCUUGAACGUGGGCCUCCGACAGGUCGAAGAAGAUGUCCAGACGAGUGGGCUUGAAGUCCGGGUGCCGGGGUGCGAACAGCGCGUCGAGUCCCCUCUGGCGUUGAUAAUGAAUUUCCGGGGCGAAAUAGAUGAUCGACUUGGUGGCGGGCACCUGGUUGAGGAGGGCGGGCGCGGUGGGCUCGGGCUGAGGGGCCACCAUCAUGGUGCUGCCUGGCCUUGGGGCCGGGGUGGGUGGGGGGCUGGCUCCGGGGCCGGUACAGGCGGGAGGGCUGGCUCCGGGGCCGGUGCAGGCGAGGGGUCUCGCUGUGUCGGCGUGGACAGAGCCGUCCUGCUGGGCGGGCCUAGCUGCUGAACAUCCCAGGACAGUUGUAGAAUGCGGAGCUGGAUGGCCGUCAUCCGGGCCAGUGUGGCCGAGGGGCCGAGGGGCUGCGGCUCCUGCGUGGCGGGAUCCUCGUUCACGGGCUGAGGGUGCCGGUGCCGGGCGGUCUGCAUCGGGUCGAGCAUGUGGCGCAUGCUGUCCGGGUCCUGCGCCGCGCCAUUCUCGGGCUGGCCGGCGCGCAUCUCGGUGUGC
Messenger RNA from Fonticula alba, 2287 nucleotides. RefSeq lists its product as hypothetical. The transcript has 2 exons. Bases 500 to 1525 code for a protein of 341 amino acids. The record is from RefSeq and is a predicted model, not a curated record. NCBI's taxonomy places the organism in Eukaryota, Rotosphaerida, Fonticulaceae.